This is a messenger RNA of Exaiptasia diaphana, 2009 nucleotides long. RefSeq lists its product as uncharacterized. The transcript is spliced from 2 exons. Gene Ontology annotation, biological process: proteasome-mediated ubiquitin-dependent protein catabolic process; protein linear polyubiquitination. The record is from RefSeq and is a predicted model, not a curated record. Gene Ontology annotation, molecular function: ubiquitin-protein transferase activity; ubiquitin binding; zinc ion binding. NCBI's taxonomy places the organism in Eukaryota, Metazoa, Cnidaria, Anthozoa, Actiniaria, Aiptasiidae. Gene Ontology annotation, cellular component: LUBAC complex. Bases 98 to 1039 code for a protein of 313 amino acids.
AAAAAUAACAAAAACUAGUUCAACCUAGCAGUCAUUCCAUAGUAAGUGCGAAGCAAACGAUCAGCGGGAGAUUGUACAUAAGUAUUUCGUGAAAGACAUGGAAAACAAAAAUCUGGAGCUGGUUUGUUUAGGAUGUCGUGAUGACAAACAAAGUGUUGUACUACAGUGUUCAAGUAAACUGACCAAUCAUGGUCUUUGUGCAAAAUGCGUGAUACCAUGGGUACGAACAAAGACUGAAGACACUAACUCGUUCGAUUUCAAAUGUCCCUUAUUCGAGGAAUGCCAGUCAGAGAUUGAUCCUGACUUAACUUACGACAUCGCUUCCGCUUCCCAGAUGCCCGAAAAUUCACUAGAUGUCAACCAAUUAAGGAAAAUGGAGCUCAAUGCUGCACUAGGAAACGACACCAAGAUUUGCUGUCCAAAUUGUCCGUACUUUUACAUCAUCGACGACAACAGCGACAUGUUUUUCGAGCCCUUCGCGCAAUGUCCAAAGUGUAAAACAUCUUUUUGCCUGACCUGUAAUCAUACCCUUGGUCGUCAUGGCUACCGAGAUCACGUGUGUGCUGUCGACACUUGCAUCACUAACGAGAAAGUGCGACAUGAUCUGGAGGAGCUUCUAACUGACGCAGCAACUUUCCGAUGCAAAACUUGUGUGCCUAGCGCUCCCAUAACAAAACAAGAUGGAGACUGCAAUGUGAUAAAAUGUUCACAAUGCUCUAUAUUCUACUGUUAUAUCUGCAACAAAAAACUCGGUCCACGGAACAUGCGCGCACACGAAAAUUUCCCACAUCCGAAUGAAGGUAUCCCCACAGCUCCUGAAUGCUGGCUGUUUGACAUGAAUGAUGAUAACAAAAAUGUAGAUGAAGCGAUCAACCUAAGGAAAAUCUACAAAGCUAAAAUGUACUUUGAUUCGCUGGAGAUAGGACAGACUGAGAAAGAGGAGAUUAUUGCUGUCUGUGGUGAUUUGCUUGGUGAUCUAAAAGAUGUUAUUUUACAACAAUAUAACAAUUCUCGAAAAAACAAAUGUAAAAUUCAGUGAAAAUCCCCAGAAUUUUUUUAGAUACUAUAAAAUUAUAUAGAAUGCUCUUGGGAAGAUCCCAUUUGGAAUUUUGUAAAUACAGUUUUUCGCUUUUCGGUCAUGUUUCUUAUUCAAUUGGCUUCAUUAGCAAAAUAUUUACCAUUUCUUGAAGACAAGUCAAUCAAUCAUUUUUAUAAAUACAUUAUUUAUAUUUAAUUUAUGGUGGAAUUAAUGAGAAAAGUGCACUCAAAAGACAAAAUCAUUUAUCAGCAUAUAUAAGUAAUUGCCAUGCUAGUACUGAAACAUCGAAGAAAAUUCAGUUUUAGACUGUUAAACUUGGCGUAUUUUUUUCGAAACUGAAAAGAUCGGGACAUUCUCCUUCGACUUUGAGAAUCCAGAAUUAUAAUUCUUAAGCACAGGUUUUGAAAUUUUCAAUCAGAUUUAAUUUAGUUGUGUUUAAGUUGUAACCGUACAUUUUGAAUCGAGUUUUUUUUUUCCUUUUCAAAAUGCCAUGUAAAACAACUAAAGAAAGAUAUUUAUCAAUAUUAUCUAUGAAAUACCUAUAUUUCUCCAUUUCGUAAAACUGAUAUUUUCACUAGUGAAAAUAACAUGUUAUAACAUGAAAAUAACAUGUUAUGUUAAGUUAUGUUAUGUUAUAGUGAAAAUAACAUUCGAGGUUUUUCGCUAUCGCUCAAUAUAGUGGAAGUAAGAAAAAAGCUAUUUUACGACAUAAUUUGCUUUCAUAUACUACAAUUAUAUGAUAAAUAGAAUGUUACAUGUUCGCUUGGAGAUACGAAUUUUCUCUUCUCUACGCUCACUCAUGAGAGAUCUUUUCAACACUCGAAAAACAGUAUCUCCGCGCGGCCAUGUAAUAUCCUCUAUAUCUUCCUUAAUUUCAUUUCUAAUAAACAAUAUUGCAAAAAAAAGAUGUGUACAGAGUCUUGCCUUAAACUAAACCAUUAAACUCAGCUUUGAUCUUAGCUAUCAUAAA